Molecule: messenger RNA, 2311 nt
Organism: Cephus cinctus (wheat stem sawfly)
Lineage: Eukaryota; Metazoa; Arthropoda; Insecta; Hymenoptera; Cephidae
Gene: wap
Product: DDB1- and CUL4-associated factor 7
Exons: 2
Coding region: 542-1582 (346 amino acids)
Cellular component (GO): nucleus
Molecular function (GO): protein binding
Source: RefSeq, a predicted model, not a curated record
UUGCUCUAUAAUAUAGACAGAUUUGCUUACUUUCUCGUACUAAUUACUUUUAUACGUUCUCGUACUGCGUUCAUUGUUCUAUGUGUUAUCGUCUCCAGAGUGCGGUUACAGCGCAACCAGGAAUAUUUCUACGACGGCCAUUAAAUGUAGAGUGCGUUGCUGACCGGCUUCUGUAGCUAUGCUGUAGCUUGGGUUUUAUUAUCCAUUGACAGAGAAAUUUGCGAGUUAUAUUCGUAUAACUAUUUGGCAAUUAGCAACAAAGAGACAGUGAAAAUGUUUAAUGUAAUUAAAUGGAGAGUAGUUGCAAAUAAUUUAUAAGGGAAUCAAAUUGAAGUCACGUGUGAUUUUUUUACUGUGUUUGCGCUUCAGUGACUUGUGAUUACCCCGUAGGUUAGAUAUAAUACAUAAGAAAACCAACAAACGAAUUAUUUCUGCUAAAAGUUUUGUUAUACAUUUUUUGAUAACUUAUUAAGUAUCGGGAUCUGGCGCCGGUUGACUUUAAGGGAAAACUAAGAACAUAGUAGUACAAAAUUGAAUAAAAAUGGCUCUGCACAGUGUUCCACCAAAACGUAAAGAAAUUUAUAAAUAUGAAGCCCCAUGGCCAUUGUAUAGUAUGAAUUGGUCUGUAAGGCCUGAUAAACGAUUUCGUUUGGCUCUUGGAAGUUUUGUCGAGGAAUACAACAACAAGGUUCAGAUAGUUUCUCUGGACGAAGAGACCUCAGAGUUUAGUGCUAAGAGUACCUUUGAUCAUCCUUAUCCUACGACAAAAAUUAUGUGGAUUCCAGAUAGUAAAGGACUUUUCCCUGAUCUUUUGGCUACCUCUGGUGAUUAUUUGCGGGUAUGGCGUGCUGCAGAACCUGAAACACGCUUGGAAUGUGUGCUAAAUAACAAUAAGAACUCUGACUUUUGUGCACCGCUAACAUCCUUCGAUUGGAAUGAAGUUGACCCCAAUUUAAUUGGAACAUCUAGUAUCGAUACUACCUGCACAAUCUGGGGCCUGGAGACAGGACAAGUGCUUGGACGAGUAAAUAUGGUUACUGGACAUGUGAAGACACAGCUCAUAGCUCAUGACAAGGAAGUAUACGACAUAGCCUUCAGUCGCGCGGGAGGAGGUCGUGACAUGUUUGCUUCGGUAGGAGCAGAUGGUUCUGUAAGAAUGUUUGAUCUUAGACAUCUGGAACACUCGACAAUAAUUUACGAAGAUCCUCAACACACACCAUUGCUACGUUUGGCAUGGAAUAAACAAGAUCCCAAUUACUUGGCCACUGUUGCAAUGGAUGCUUGCGAAGUGAUCAUUUUAGACGUACGUGUACCGUGUACACCAGUAGCAAGAUUAAAUAACCAUAGAGCCAGUGUAAACGGUAUUGCCUGGGCACCACACUCCUCCUGUCACAUAUGCACAGCAGGUGACGAUCAUCAAGCCCUCAUCUGGGACAUACAACAAAUGCCAAGAGCCAUUGAAGAUCCAAUCCUGGCUUACACAGCAGCUGAGGGUGAAGUAAAUCAAAUUCAAUGGGGGGCAACACAGCCUGAUUGGAUUGCUAUUUGCUAUAAUAAAGCAGCCGAGAUUUUACGUGUUUAAGGACUUCCUCAAUGUGAAAAUAUGAGUUUAAUUUAUUCUGUGACAAAGCUAAGGUUCCCAUCUCUACCCCAGGACCAAGGCGAUUGUAACAUAGUGAGAUUUUUAAAGGAACACCUGGUUCGAUAGACUGAUAGAUUUAAACGAAUGCAAUAUUUAUGCUGAAGAUAUUAUAAAUUCCUUUGUCUCAUGGAAUUCGAACUACGCUGGCUGAGCCUCGUUGAAUCGUGAGAAGUUAUUUAAAAUUCGGCCCUCGUUCUUUAUUCUCUUUCUAAAAUUCCCUUUCUUCUUUUUGAAAUUUUAUAUAUAUACAUCAUUGUCGUCGAAGACGUGAUACGAUUGAUCGCUCGAGUUAUUUUGAAUAACAAAUUUUAUAAAUUAUACGCGGUGUCACUCAAAGUGUUCGUAGAUACGUUGACAAGAUACCCAAGACAAAUGAGACACUGCGCCAUUGUACAUAUGUUUAUAUCGAAAUUACCGUCUUGGUGUAGCUCGCUAUGUAUCACUAGUUUAUACAUAUAGUAAUUGCGUGUGCGUAUACAGUGAUCAAUAUAUAUUCAAUAAUUAUACAGAAAAAUAAUCAGCAAAUUUCCAAAUAGAUAGUCGCAGUAGACGUAACAGCUCUUAUCAAUAUCUCGUGAAAAUUUUCAUACGUUAAGCUUGUAUCGGCCCUCACAAUUCUAAUGUUAAUAUCACACUCGUAAUAUUUAUAAUAAAAAUACAAGUUUUUGA